CAUUGAUUGUACCUUUGCAAAACUUACAGUAUUCUACCCCGGUCUCCUACUCGACUUCGCGCUCUGUCAUGUCGUUUUCGCGUGGCGAAGCGCUAGAUGAUUCGUUGGCGGCACUUCAGCAGCAAGACGAAAACCUGUCCGACGAUGACAACGCCCAGCCGGACUUAGACGGUGAAGAAGCCAUAGCCGUCGACCAGGAAGAUCCUCUUCUACUGGCUAUCGACGAUUUGGAAGGGCGGGUUGUAUCAGCAUUGGACGAAGUCAAGUUGCAUCCUGGAGUUCGAACGUCUGCGGAGACCAACGUUCACGAAGAACUCGGGACUCUUCUGCGACCGGUCUUGGAGGUUGCCGCUCACACGGGGCCUUCGAUUGCCCGAACCUAUUACCGCGGUGUGGGAUCCGACGGUGUCGAUUCCGCCGCAGAUGAUGUUUAUGAACGGACAGUCUCAGAUCUUGUGCUACCAGUGUUGCUGGAGAUGGCACAAUCCGAUAUGAUUCCAGCCAAACGUGCUUCCAGCCUUGAGUUUUUUCGUCAUUUGUGGCAAGAAUGGCACAAAGCUGGUAGCUGGCUUGAUAGCACGACUUCCGGAUCAGGCACUGGUCCGCAUGGUGCUGGUGGAUCCAGUGGGGGAGGAACUACGGUUCCUCGCCAUUUGCUAAAACGACGCAAAGACAAGCGUCUGGCUCGUGAAGGGGAACUUCUACGAUACUGGGUACAAGCCUCCAUAGCUUGCACACUUCCGGGGGUGUUUACAUCCGAGAACGCAGAAAGCGCAACAGCUUCGCGUGGAAUUAUCGCUGCAUCUGCCUCUCUCCGGCCUAGUUUGAAACACAUCGUUCAACGUAUCAAAGACGCCGACGAUCGUGGUGCGAAUCGUCUAUAUGCGCCGGUAAUGAAAAUGGUUGAAGGUGUCUUGAAAAAGCUGUUUCUCAGUCAACAAGGAGAGGCGGUUCUGUCUGCUUGCAUCAAAUUCUUAGAGAUUGUAAUACUGUGUUGUUCGAGGAAACCUCAGGAAGCGGCCGCACGACGCCGUGGCCAAAACAUCAUGGAGGAUUUCUCCCUGGAUGACCUCCCAGAGGGUCACCCAAUCAUUACGCGUGAAGCCCUUGAAUCGAUUGCGGAAUACGCUUUUACAACUCUUCGAGGGUUGACGCUUUUAGGGGGGCAGGUCAAAAUCGAUGUCAACGUCCUGUCAGAUAUGAUGCUCGGCGUGGGAAACGAUGGUGUGCCAUCAACGCAGGUAGUUUCUAUUCUAAAGCCAGCGGCACUUGCAUAUCUUGAUGUUGAGUCGUCUUUCGUCUCGAAAGAUGGCAACGACUCUCUCAACGUCGGUGUAGACCGGUCCAGCUUGGAUUUCGAUUUCAUGUUGGCCCAAAAAUCAUAUGCUCUUACUAUCAACGCCAUAUCAGCAUUGGCGAUGAACAGGCCCAUUUUCUUCGAAGAUGCCGCUACCUGUUUGGCUCGUCGGGCAGCACACCCUCCAGAGCUUUCAAAGGGCGGGGCUCUCUCGGAUUCCGCUGCCAAGGCUGUGACCUCCCAGCUUCGGGCUUCAUGCUUGACGUUGCUCCGCAAUUCCCUUUCUGUUACGACAAGCUCAUUUCGUAUUCUUCACAAAGCGCUUUCUGGCUUUGACAUGGAGCAACAAGCUGAUAAGGCCUUGGGUAUGGCGCGCCAUGCAAAUUCGCUGAAGACGGCCGGUCGCGCAGCGCGAAACCGGGCCAACAUUUAUUAUGAGUGGGAAAGCAGCGGCAACGAACAACGUGCAACCAAGCGACAGAGAGAGACUGACGAUGCACUGGCCAAAAUGCGUGCGGCAAAGGCAGCACGAGGGUUGGGACACGGUAUCCAGCUACCCUCGAACAUGUCUGAUGCCGUAGAAUUGAUUUUGAGCAAUCUGAGCCAUCUACCAGAAAAGCGACCAUCUGCUAGUUCCAAGACACGAAAAGUAGCAGUAACACUGAAUUUCAUAGUCGAUGCAGUGAUGACCAAUGGUGCUUCACUUUCUCAAGAAGAGGGACGGUGGUAUGACCGAGAUGGGGGCGCGUCAUGGGCCUUUGAUAAAGAAGCGGACGACCAUUUCCGACUCAGCUCAAAAUUCAUCGCGGACUUUGACGAAAGUACUAUUCAAUCAGAAACUCUUGACAACGCGCGCACGAAAAGGCGAAAGCUAAUGCAAGAGCAGUGCGGUUCUGCGGCAUCGGAUGCAGUACACAGGAUGAUUUCGACAAGUAAAAAUUAUCGGUCAAAGCACUUGGCUGACUUUGGAAACAAGAUCGCGGCUAAGCUUUUAUUUACUCUGAGUCGCAUGAAAGCUGUUUCGGAGACAGAGCCAUUGAGCACGAGUGAAGUCGUUACUAGAUUGUAUCGCAAGGUCGGUGAUUCUAAGGUCGACGCGAUUACGAAAAAGUUUAUCGAAGCCUAUCCAUUGGCAGUAUCUUACCUGGGCGUGGACUCAUACCAAAUGAAGCAAAUAUCUACUACGCUUGACUUCUCAAUCAACGAGCGCAUAUUGAACGAAGCACUUGUGCACUGCUGCGCUGACUCCGAACUAUAUAACCACAGCGAUACUCCUGGUCUUUGGAAAUACGAUUCGAGUCUGGACAUAUUUGUGGCAUCAGCUGUGUAUGCGUGCGAGCAAGCUGAUGAGAAACCAGGCGACAAGGUUCGGCAAAAAAUAGCUGCUCAGUCGGCUUCUAUUUUGCAACGAGAUGUCGAGAAGCUCCCUCGUCUGACUGUACGAAGCCUUCGACUUGUUUGUGCGAUUUGCGAUGUUGAAAGUAUUACAAAAAAGGCUGCCGAAGCCGCCAGAAAAUUUGGGCAGGAAGCUAUAUCUGCAUCGGCUGCUGUGCACGCAGCCAAAGUUGCAGCUGAGAAACGUGCAACAUCUGCGCUGUUGAUACUCAGAGAUGCCGCAUUCCAACGAGAUUCAGUGGACAUUCGGAAAGGUGCUGUCGAUUGUGCUGUUGGCAUAGCCACCGGACGAGUGCCGUCCAAUAACAUUAUUCAAGACAAAGCCCUUAAGCUUGUAAUGAACGUACUAUUUCCAAAGAGUGAAAGCUUGUCGUCUGCCGUCGUUGGCUCUGCAACAGAAGAGCUUCAUUUUGCUUUUCGAUUUGCUGUGGAAAAAUACGAUGAAAUUCAGCUGGCCAAUGGAAUCAUUGAAAGUAAAGGUGAUUACUCAAUGAAGAAUCCUUUGGCCGCACAAAGCGAUAAAGAAAAGGAAGUUUUUGACAAAUUGCGGAAGCCUGUUGUUUUGUACAUGGCACUUUGUGUCCGGAAUCCAAAGAUGAUCGAGACUUUGUUCAAGACAUGUAGUGGUGGCCGUGCCGACGCUCUUUCCAAGGUUGUUCGUGCAAACAUGCCAAAGUUAUCGCGUGCAGUAGCGGCAAAACACGGGACAGCAUCAACCGCGAUCGGCGUUGCUUCCGAGACAAAAGCAAACGAAGUACCUAUGCUACUUUCAUUCCUCGAGAAUCUAACAUCCUCUCCAGACGAAGAAUUAAUACAAGCAUGCUACCAAAUCCAGGAUUUGAAGCUUACAGUGGAUGGCAAAAAGGACCCGCGCUUUAUUAUUCCGGUGGUUUCGGCCAUGAAGAGAAAAGAUAUAGUGGCGCGUCUCCCAGAGUUUGUCUUAGCCGAAGACAAGAUAUUUUUGGCCGCCUUGGUGCAUUCCAGUGACAGGGUUGGGAGGCACGCGUUAAUUUUCCGCGACGAACCAGAUACUGAGAAUCCUACUCUGCGUGGAAUGACGCUUUGCGAACAGCUUGUUUUCCUGCAUAAGCUAGACUUCGCAGCCGCAUCAAUUCCCCAGAAACGAUAUCUUGCAGCAAUCAAGCUUUGCCUUGAGGAUGAUGGAGUUUACAACGACCGAGUGGUUAUGGCUGCCUUGGACUACCUCAGCGGCAUGUUUCUGGCCGGAACGGAGAAACUCCCGCUUGCCUUUAUGCGCACGUGCAUUUUACCUGCACUCUUGGAUCGCGCACCUUUUGCUGCCACGGCUCGUGGAUGGACGAAUCUUUGA
Phaeodactylum tricornutum CCAP 1055/1 is the source of this 4022-nucleotide messenger RNA. RefSeq lists its product with no specific name. The coding region runs from base 69 to 4022 and encodes 1317 amino acids. NCBI's taxonomy places the organism in Eukaryota, Bacillariophyta, Bacillariophyceae, Surirellales, Neidiaceae. The record is from RefSeq and is a predicted model, not a curated record. Gene Ontology annotation, cellular component: mRNA cleavage and polyadenylation specificity factor complex. The transcript has 3 exons.